AUGACUUCGUCUAAUGAAGUAAUCGAUACAUUGGAUCCCUCAUUAGUUGAGGUUUUUAAAACCAAACUAGGGCACAAAGAAUUAACUCCAGUUCAGAAAGCAACAAUUAAACAUAUGCUUUCUAACUAUGAUGUCAUUUGUCAAGCACCUACAGGAUCCGGAAAAACAUUAGCUUUUGCUUUACCAAUUUUUCAUUUGUUACGUAAACAAAUAAAAACAAAUCAGAUAGGUGAGGGUGUUGGUGCAAUUGUUUUGUUACCCACACGGGAAUUAGCCAUACAGGUAUCUAAUGUUUUAAAGCCAUUUUGUGAAGCCUUAAAUAUUCCAAUGUCCUUGUUGAUGAGGGAUAAAAAAUUGAAUGAAAAUAAUUUUACCAAGACAAGUAUUCUUAUUGCUACAGCAGGAAAAUUAAAACAUUUUCUUCAACAACAAAAAGAACCAAAACAAUUAUUUAAACAUGUUGAGAUUCUUAUUAUUGAUGAAGCUGAUAGAUUUGCUGAUUUAGAAUUUAAAGACAGUAUUUCGGCUCUUUUAGCUGCUCUUCCUAAACAACGUAGAACAAGUUUGUUUUCUGCUACACAAGCUAAAGAUAUGGAAGAAUUUUUAAAAUAUGGUUUACGUAAUCCAUUGCGUAUAACAAUAAAAGGAAAAGUAGAUAAUAUUAAACUUCCAAACAAGGAAAAUGAUGAAGAAGAUGCUCCAAAAAGCAGUGAAAAGAUUGUAGGAGCACCUAAAGAAUUAUCGAAUUACUACUUAACUGUUCCAGCUGAGAAAAAAAUAAUUACAUUGGUUAAAUUCCUUCAAAAAUUGAAAAAAUCGAAAGUUCUUAUUUUUAUGUCUAGUAGUCAAUGUGUUGAUUUUUAUUACAGUGUUUUGAGAGCUGAAAUUCCUGUACAAAGAGCUAUUUUUAAGUGUAAAGGUUUAUCAAAAACUUCAAAAGAUGGUACUAUAGCCAAAUUUGAAAGAAGUGGUCCUUCAAUACUUCUUACGACUGAUGUUUUAGCUAGAGGUAUUGAUAUUAAAGGAAUUGACUGGGUUAUUCAAUUUAAUAUUCCUAAAAAAAGUAGUUGGUUUAUUCAUCGUGCUGGAAGAACUGCUAGAAAUGGACGUAAAGGUAAUGCUAUCGUUUUUCUAACUCCAGAAGAAAUAAAUUAUGUAAAUUACAUUCAACUUCAUGAAAAACUUAAACUAGAUGAGUAUAAAAUGGAUGACAUUUCGGAUGAAGAAGUUGAAGAAUUUAGAAAUAAAUUAAUUGAGAAACAUUCACAUGAUAGAGAUGCAUUAGAACUUGUUACAAGAGCUUAUAUGUCGUUAGUAAAAGCUCUAGUAAGUCAUGAUUGUCAAAUUGUUUGUAAAGGAAAACAUAUGGAUCUCGUUGGAUAUGCUAAUUCAUAUGGUUUAUUAAGAUUACCUAAACUUCCUGAAUUAGCUAAAAGAGAUUUAUCUGGAUUUAGAAGGCCAAAUGUUAAAUGUUCUGAUGUUCCCUAUAAAGAUGAGAAAAAAGAACUUGAAAGACAAAAAGCUUUAGAAAAAAGAGCUGAAGAAACAGAAAAAAAGUAUGCUGAAAGAAAUGCUAAAGAUGCUCAAAAUGGUGGUACUAUGAAAAGGAAAAAGAUAAACAAAAAAGAGGAAGCAGAGAAAGAGCUUAGAAAAAAGAGAAAAAUUGCCAAUCAAGAAUGGAAUGAACUUGCUCAAUCACAAAAUAUCUUAAAGAAAUUAAAGAAAGGAAAAAUUUCAAAAGAACAAGCUGAUGAACUUUUAUAA
Messenger RNA from Strongyloides ratti, 1764 nucleotides. RefSeq names its product ATP-dependent RNA helicase DDX55. Gene Ontology annotation, cellular component: nucleolus. Bases 1 to 1764 code for a protein of 587 amino acids. Gene Ontology annotation, molecular function: nucleic acid binding; ATP binding. The transcript is spliced from 3 exons. Lineage: Eukaryota; Metazoa; Nematoda; Chromadorea; Rhabditida; Strongyloididae. The record is from RefSeq and is a predicted model, not a curated record.